AUGGCCACUGAUAAGAACACCUCGGAGCUUGACGAACUCCAUUCAGGUCCUACUAGUUCGGGUGCCGAUUUGACGAUUUUUCAGACCUAUCGAGUUAUGUGGGGCGUCAUCCGUCUGCCUCCCAUUCUCUCCUACAUCGGCCUGCUGUUCGCCAUUAAGGUAAAGAACAAGUUUAAGGUGCUUAAACUAGCCAUUUUUUAUAAUAAUCAAAAUGAUUUGCUAUAA
This is a messenger RNA of Protopolystoma xenopodis, 225 nucleotides long. The record is from the annotation of a GenBank genome assembly. Lineage: Eukaryota; Metazoa; Platyhelminthes; Monogenea; Polystomatidea; Polystomatidae.